ACCAGGAGAACCUUUGGGGAAAGGUCUCUUUACAGGAUCCAAUUUGGGUCAGUCACCGGGACCAGAGGUUUAACCUUCUGAGCUUUUGGACUCUUACUAGAGCCCAUCCUCCAGCCUAUCUUCCAACUUUUUGCCCAAGUUCUGCUUGUUGGAGUUUCCUCUGAUAGAAAGCCCGGAAAGUGAGCAGUCUUUGGAAACUAUGCAGAGGGGGGAAGACUUUGGCCAAAGGUCCCCUGAGAGGAAUCAGGGGAGACUCUCUAAGUGCUCCGAGUGUGGGAAAUCCUUUGCUCACCGGUCCCUCCUUUUGAUCCACCGGAAGCUGCACACGGGGAGUAGAUCCCACCUGUGUUUUCUUUGUGGAAGCUCCUUUCCUGGAGUCUGGAGCUUUGCCAAACAUCUCCGGAGCCAUCCUGGAGUGAAGCCUUACAAAUGCGGAGGGUGCAGGGAGCGUUUUGCUAAAGGCUCGGACCUUGGAGCCCAUCAGCGAAUCCACCAGGGAAGAAAGAGAUCUCAGGAAUCCUCGAGGCGCUGGGGAAGAUUUCCUGGGAGACGGCGUCUUUCUCAGCCUCCCAACAGCCCGACUGAAGAGAAGCCCUGCAAGUGUGAGCAAUGUGGGCUCUGCUUUCCUCAAGCCUCACAGCUGCUUAAACAUCAGCAAAUCCACACCAGAGAGAAACCUUAUCAAUGUCUGGAGUGUGGGAAAUCUUUCCGUAAUAAACAAUUGUUUGGAAAACAUGAGAAAAUUCACACAGGAAAGAGUCCUUAUAUAUGCUUAGAGUGUGGAAAAUGUUUCACUCGAAGCUCAUCUCUUUGCCAACAUAAGAAAAUGCACAAAAAGGAGGAAAGCAAAAUGUGCCCAGAAUGUGGGAAAUGUUUUUCCAGGAAAACAUACUUGCUGCGACAUCAGAGAAUUCACACCAGAGAAAAACCCUAUCGGUGCCCAGAAUGUGGGAGAUGUUUUGGUGAAAAGUCAACCCUAAUUCGACAUCAGAGACUUCAUACUGGGGACAGACCCUAUCAGUGUCCAAAAUGUGAGAAAAGAUUUGUGGAUUCUUCUGAACUUCGGAGACAUCAAAGGACACACAUGGGAGAAAAACUAUAUAAAUGUAAGAUACACCUAAUUCGACACAGAAUUCACACUGGGGAAAGACCCUUUCAGUGCCCAGAAUGUGGGAGAGGUUUUGGCUACAAGUCAUGUCUAAUUCGACAUCAGAGACUUCACACUGGGGAAAGACCCUUUCAGUGCCCAGAAUGUGGGAGAGGUUUCGUCACAAAGUCAACCCUAAAUCGACAUCAGAGACUUCACACUGGGGACAGACCUUUUCAGUGCCCAGAAUGUGAGAAAAGAUUUGUGGAUUCUUCUGAACUUCGGAGGCACCAAAGGAGGCACAGGGGAGAAAAUGUGUAUGAAUGUAAGUCACACACUGGGGAAACACCCCAUCACUGCCCAGAGUGCGGCAGAGGUUUUGGCUACAAGUCAAACCUAAUUCAACACCAGAGACUUCACACUGGAGAAAGACCCCAUGAAUGCCCAGAAUGUGGGAGAUGUUUUGGCCAAAAAUCAACACUAAUUCGACAUCAGAGAAUUCAUACUGGGGACAGACCCUUCAAAUGCCCAGAAUGUGAGAAAACAUUUGUGGAUUCUUCUCAACUUCGGAGACACCAGAGGACACACUGGGGAGAAAAACUCUAUAAAUGUAAGGAUUGUGAUAAAUGUUUUUCUCUAAAGGAAAGUCUUUUUCAACAUCAGAGUAUCCAUACAGGGGUGAAGCCCUAUCAGUGCAUUGAGUGUGGAAGAUUUUUCCGUACAAUACAAAUGCUCAGAAAUCAUGAGAAUGUUCACAGAGGAGAAAAAAAAUUCAAAUGUUUAGACUGUGGGAGAACAUUUGGUUAUUUAUCAUCCCUUAGAAUUCACUGCCAAACCCAUACGGGUGAGAAACACCACAAAUGCUCAGUGUGUGAGAAAUCUUUUACCCGGAAAGAUACACUUUUGAUGCAUCAGAGAAGCCACUUAGAGAAGCAAUAUAAAUGUCCAGAGUGUGAGAAAACUUUUACCUGGAAAGGUACACUUGUGAUGCAUCAGAGAACACACUUAGAGAAGCAAUAUAAAUGUCCAGAGUGUGAGAAAACUUUUCGUUGCAAAUAUUAUCUUAGAAAACAUGAGAGGCGUCACAAAGGAGAGCAUGUGCAGAAAAAUGAAAAGUGUCCAGAAUGUGGGAAGUGUUUUGAUCAAAAGUCAAACCUAAUUCGACAUCAGAGAAUUCACACUGGAGAAAGACCCCAUCAGUGCCCUGAAUGUGGGAAAUGUUUUGGCUACAAAGAAAGUCUACUUCGACAUCAGAAACUUCACACUGGAGAGAGACCCUAUCAAUGCCCAGAAUGUCAGAAAACAUUUGUGGUGUCUGCUGAACUUCGGAGGCAUCAGAAGGGGCACACAGGAGAGAGGCCCUAUAAAUGUGGGGAGUGUGGGAAAGGUUUUCUCACAGCAACACUGCUUCGGGUUCAUAUGCAGAAGUCACACCUAAUUCAACAUGGGAAACUUCACACUAGAGAAAGACGCCAUCAGUGCUCAGAAUGUGGGAAGUGUUUUGUUGAAAAGUCACACUUAAUUCAACAUCAGAGAAUUCACACUGGAGAAAAACCCCAUCAGUGCUCAGAAUGUGGAAGAUGUUUUGCUGCAAAGUCACACCUAAUUCGACAUGAGAAACUUCACACUGGAGACAGACCCUAUCAAUGCCCAGAAUGUGGGAAACAAUUUGUGGAAUCUGCUGAACUUCGGAGACACCAGAACAGACACACAGGAGAGAGGCCCUAUAAAUGUGUGGAGUGUGGGAAAAGUUUUCACACAGCAGCACUGCUUCGGGUUCAUCAGAGAAUCCAUACAGGGGAGAAGCCAUACCUGUGUGUAGAGUGUGGGAAAUGUUUUUCUCAAAAACAACACCUUGGAAGGCAUCAAAAGGUCCAUAUAAAAUGAAGCCAUAGAGAUAGUGAGGUAAUGUUUUGCUCAAAAGCGAGACAUCAGAAAACUCACAUGGAAAAAGCCGUAAUAGUCCCUGAUGGUAGAACAGUUUUUUAUAGUUGUUCAACCCUUAGAAGUUAUAAAAGGGUUCAUAAAGGGGAGGAUUAGAAACUCUCAGAGAGCAUUUUCUUAUCAACUGUCCCUUAAAAAUCACACUCUAAUCCAGAUUGGAAAGAUGCACUUUAAAUCUUUGAAGUAUGAUGUAUGGUUUGUCUGGAAAAAUAUUCUUUCAGCAUCAGUGAAUUCUUACUGGAGAGAAACUUUUAUCAGGUCUUAGAAUGUGACAGAGAUUUUUGUCUGAUCAUCAAAUCUUCAGAUGCGCAUGAAAAAUCCACAUAGGAGGAAAACCUUACAGGUGUAUAACAUGAGAAUAUUUUUCCUUGCCCAUUGGAAUAUCUUGCCUUCAGGAGAUUGUCCAUUAAAAUUGCCUCCCGGAAAUUUUCUUUGCCAAGGUAUGUUUUGUUGUAAUUUUUUAAAAUUUUACUUCU
Pseudonaja textilis is the source of this 3507-nucleotide messenger RNA. The record is from RefSeq and is a predicted model, not a curated record. Lineage: Eukaryota; Metazoa; Chordata; Lepidosauria; Squamata; Elapidae.